AUGAGAAGUCUCAUUGAUGAACAGUUUAAGACAUAUUUCCCAAACGAGGGCAAACAUGGCCCAAUCAGGGAGCAGAUUGAUACAUUCACCCUUGACACAAACAGCUUGUUUCGGAAGCACCCAGAAAUGUCACUACAUCUGAUAUUCCUCAAGACAGAGGAAACUGAGUUCAAGGCAAAACUAAUCUUUGACCUCCGCGAGAAGAAGAAAAAAAUCUACUCCACUUUAACCGAGUCAAUCAAGGACUCCAUGCAUCGAUGCUAUAUAAGGUCAUCAGAGCAUACAGGAAAAGAUUCUCUGAAAAGGAUGAAAAAUGAGCUACAUCAUCACAUGAAGAAUAACAACAUUUUCCAGAAGGCCAAGGAAGAUAUGCUGAGUGGUUUAAUAAACCUGAAGGAUCACAUCAUGAUGCAACUGAAGUGUAAACUACAAGAAUCAAUGGAUCUCUCACUCAAGACCCCCAACAGCUCGUUCCUCCCAGAUGAUGUCACUGUGGAGUAUAACAAGAUGAAGAUGUACUAUGAGAAACUGAUGGGUUGCUCUAGUACAGUACAAUUCACUCCAAGAUUGGAUUUGCACACAAAAAGUACCACAUUUGAAUCGCAGUCUGGGAAUGGUAGGAAGCGUGUGCAGGUGUCAACAGGUGUAACAAUGUUAAAUCCUGAGAUUGUCAAAGAUCUUACAACACAUAACCACAAGCCUACAUAUAGGCUUCAAUGCUCCAAGGCAGGUCUUUUCCAGUGCAGUUCCACUGGUCUGGUGUUUCUGAUGGAAGGGAAGGGAGAUGUGGUUUACAAGGUGACUCAAUGGGACAGGAGCCUCCUGGGCUCCAUGACACCAGCAGGACCCCUAUUCAGCAUUGACUGUCCUGAGCAGUCUGUCUGCGAACUGCAUCUCCCACACUGUAUGUGUGAUGAGAAGGAUGACAAUUUGUCCGUGGCCCAUGUUACUGAUGGCAACAUGGAGAUUGUUCAGCCACUCAAGACGACUCCUACACACGUGAUUGUAAACAUCACACACCUCUCCCUCUUUGGCCUCAUCAGAAAUUGGUUCUCCUUCCUCCCAGUCCGAAGCCAGGUGCUGCUGUUCCUCCGACCACAAGGGAACAGACCCCAGAAGCGCAUACUGAAUGUUAUUUUGUUGCCCAAGAAUGUGCCACUUUGUGAGGUGGAAUAUCAACAGAGGGGGAGUACUUUCAUUAUAUCCAACUCCAACUGCACAUUGACUCCUAGAGGAAAAUAUGGUCUCUGCUGUGAGCUGGUGGCAAAUUCAAGCAUACAGCCAAAAAGUGGUCAGUUAGACUAUGACUACAGCCCGAACUUACACCCCACAUUUCAGGUGUUUUUGGACUGCAUGUCGGGUGCGGAGAACAUCAGACUGAGUCUUUUAGACAGAGGAAGUAACGACCAAAGAGUGUGGGAGAGUCUAGUUCCAAUAGGUUAGAUCAAAUGCCAGUUUGUUAUGAACCUGUACACCCCUCACCCCCAACUUAUUUAAACUGUAUACAACACACUGUACACCCCUCACCCCCAACUUAUUUAAACUGUAAUCA
Messenger RNA from Oncorhynchus tshawytscha (Chinook salmon), 1552 nucleotides. RefSeq names its product NACHT, LRR and PYD domains-containing protein 1b allele 2-like. The record is from RefSeq and is a predicted model, not a curated record. The transcript is spliced from 11 exons. The coding region runs from base 1 to 1443 and encodes 480 amino acids. Lineage: Eukaryota; Metazoa; Chordata; Actinopteri; Salmoniformes; Salmonidae.